AUGGGAGUUGAAGAUGAUGCCAACAGUUUUGCCUUGGGCACGAUCCAUCAGGUCGAAAACGAUGGAAAUAGCUACCAUACGCCAACGCGAACUAGCAGUCUUCUGUUUUGUGGGUCAAGAUAUGAUCCCGAGUGUGAUCCUAACUUACAACCCGUAAUUGGUAUGCAAUUUGAUACCUGGGAGGAAGGUACAGAAUGGAGCAGAGCAAAGGAAGAAGGCGAUGGAUAUUGGCAGGACUGCUUUGCGCAGAUGAAUAACUUUGCAAGGUCCAUUGUGUGA
Triticum turgidum subsp. durum (durum wheat) is the source of this 279-nucleotide messenger RNA. NCBI's taxonomy places the organism in Eukaryota, Viridiplantae, Streptophyta, Magnoliopsida, Poales, Poaceae. The record is from the annotation of a GenBank genome assembly.